Molecule: messenger RNA, 2465 nt
Organism: Sesamum indicum (sesame)
Lineage: Eukaryota; Viridiplantae; Streptophyta; Magnoliopsida; Lamiales; Pedaliaceae
Product: Pentatricopeptide repeat (PPR) superfamily protein
Biological process (GO): RNA modification
Molecular function (GO): RNA binding; zinc ion binding; protein binding
Source: RefSeq, a predicted model, not a curated record
UGCUUUUCUAAAUUGAUUGUAAAAAAACUGACCCAAAAAAUCUCUGGCCCAUGAAGCUAUGAAAGCUUUUCUGGUCUUGAGAAAAGAGAAGAGCAGCAGGAAAUUCGGGAACUCCUAUAUAUGCUUGAAGAAAUAUUUCUGCUACCUGCAAAUUCAAUAGAAAAACAUAUUCCUCCAAUAAAUGCUACAUGUAACUCAACCACAUUACCUUUCUCGUUGUUAGUUUUUUCUUCUUUGAAUUUUCAUUGUCGUUGUUAAUGGAGACGCUUGUGAUGUUUGUAUGCGUUGUGUUUGACAAAAUUCCCAGCUGAAAUGUGCCAAUUUCUUUCCUGAAGCUGCUCAUUGAAUGUGCAAAAGGAAGCUGAUUCAGGGGCAAAAAGAUUUGUUUGUCUGUCCACCUAACUAGCGCUGAAGGGAGAAAGGAUACAAGAUGAGCAUCUGGAUGAUACAACAUCUACGUGGACAAGAUGAGAACAGUAAGCCCAACAAGCGACCACCCAAUCCUCCGACUAGUACAAAAAUGCAAAACCUUAGAUACCUUCAGAGAAAUCCAUGCCCAAAUGAUCACAACUGGCCUCAUCCUCCACACUUACCCUGCCAGCCGUAUUCUCCUCUUAUCUUCUACUCUUGCUACCUUAUCCUACACAAUGACCAUCUUCAACCAAGUCCCAAACCCAAGCAUCUUUCUCUACAACACCCUAAUUUCCUCCCUCACUCAGAAAGAUCAUGCUCAAGUUGCUCUUUCUCUUUAUGAUCAGAUUCUCACUCACCCCAACCUCAAACCAAAUAACUAUACAUUCCCAUCUCUCUUCAAGGCUUUUGGGGCCCACCAAUGGUUCAGACAUGGCCAAGCCUUACAUGCUCAUGUCCUAAAAUUCCUUUACACCCCUUAUGACAACUUUAUUCAAGCCUCAUUGCUUAAUUUUUAUUCAAGAUGUGGAAGAGUAGGUAUUGGGAGAUAUUUUUUUGAUCAAAUUACAGAACCUGAUCUAGCCACAUGGAACUCUAUACUAUCUGCUUAUGCUCGCAAUUCUAGUGUCAGCUUUUUGGGUAAUGCUGGUCAUUUAGAUGGAGAUACUAGUUCAUCACUGGAGGUGUUGAAUUUGUUCAGCGACAUGCAGAACUCUUUAGUGGAGCCGAGUGAAGUGACAUUAGUGGCUGUAAUUACUGCAUGUGCUGACUUAGGUGCACUCAGUCAGGGAAUCUGGGCUCAUGCUUAUAUAACUAGAAAAAAUCUUAGCAUCAAUCAUUUCGUUGGAACCGCUUUAAUUACCUUGUACGCAAAUUCUGGCUGUCUUAGACUUGCUUGGCAAUUAUUCUACCAACUGCCUCAUAGGGACACAUUUUGUUUCAAUGCCAUGAUUAGAGGACUUGCGGUCCAUGGUCUUGGGCAUCACGCUCUUGAUUUAUUUGAGACAAUGAAGCAAGAGGGCUUCGUCCCCGAUGAUGUCACAAUAUUAGCUGUAAUGUGUGCUUGCUCGCAUGUUGGACUGGUGGAUGAAGGACGCAAAUAUUUCGAGUCAAUAACCAGCAUCUAUGGACUUGAGCCUAAACUUGAGCAUUAUUGUUGCCUUGUGGAUCUUUUGGGUCGAGGUGGGCUCGUCAAGGAAGCUGAAGAAAUGGUUUUUACCAUGCCCAUGAAGCCAAAUGCAAUUUUAUGGAGGUCUUUACUUGGUGCCGCUAGAGUCCAUGGAAAUCUAGAGAUAGGAGAAGUUGCAUUAAGGAAACUAAUAGAGUUAGAGCCAGAGACUAGUGGGAACUACGUGCUUUUAUCAAACAUGUACGCAUGCAUGAACAGAUGGGAUGAUGUGAAGAGAGUUCGGCAGUUGAUGAAAGAUCAUGGCAUCGACAAAACACCUGGAAGUAGCCUAGUUGAAGUUGAUGGAUCAAUGCAUGAGUUCCUUAUUGGUGACAGGAGUCAUCCUCUUGCUGAAGAUAUAUAUUUAAAGCUAGAAGAGAUGAACAUAAAGUUACAAGAAUACGGUCAUCAGCCAAGAACUAGAGAAGUGUUAUUCGACAUUGAAGAGGAAGACAAGGAAGAUGCUCUCUCAUAUCACAGUGAAAGACUAGCAAUUGCUUUUGCUCUUAUUGCAUCUGAUUCUUGUGCACCCAUCAGGAUUAUAAAGAAUCUUCGUGUUUGUGUCGAUUGUCAUUCCAGUACUAAACUUCUUUCACUGAUAUACAAAAGGGAGAUUGUGGUUAGAGACAGGACCAGGUUUCAUCACUUCUACAAUGGCACUUGCUCUUGUUUGGACUAUUGGUAGAUAAAAAUGUUGUUUUGUUGACAACUAUUUGUUCCCCCCACCCACCACCUCUGUUGUCCAGUCAACUUGAUGGGCGCGGGCCACGGUGGUGGCCGCGGCGGCGGUGGUGCUGGCGGCUAUUGUUUUUCUUAAUCUUCUUUCUAAUGAAGAUAAUGUAAUCCCUAAUGUAAGCUUUUUCAAAUUCAAUAAUAAUAAUAUUGU